Molecule: messenger RNA, 2424 nt
Organism: Penaeus vannamei (Pacific white shrimp)
Lineage: Eukaryota; Metazoa; Arthropoda; Malacostraca; Decapoda; Penaeidae
Product: heparan-alpha-glucosaminide N-acetyltransferase
Source: RefSeq, a predicted model, not a curated record
CUGGGCAUGCGCAGAGGAGGCGGAGGGAGGUGCUCUCUCUGUCACGCGAUAAUCAGCUGACAGAAGGGAAAAAUAUCUUUAUCUCCCGUAUCAGUACUCCACCUACACUGAUUGACAUUUUAAUUUCCUCUCGUUGGAGUGAACUUUGAAGGAUCUGCAGGACAUUGAACGUUAUGGAAGGAAGGGAAAUAUAACGCCAUGGAAAGAGAGAGAGGAUACUUGAGUAUACUGAAGGAGACAGCUCAUGUUAAGCUCUGUUUUUGAAUACUCGUUUGAUUUGUUGCAGUAUAUUGGUGCCGAUGAGGAACUAACCCAUGCAUUAAGAACAACUGCCAUGGCACUGCUUGGCACUUCCACUCCCAGCUGCGGCUCGGGAGAUGAACGCACUCGCCUCCAACUGGACGAGGCUUGUCUGACAGUGGAGAAUUUGGAUGCCAAGACACAGUUACAGCUCUGGGCACAGGCAGAGGAAUGCUACACGUGUCCACCAUGGAAAUACCUUACUCUCGAUGCUAACAGCACGCAAGAUCUGGUCGUAAACAGUACAUACCCAACACAGCUUUAUAUUCGAACAGCAGAUGGGACAGAUGUGCACAGUUCUACUUAUCAUUUUGGAGAAUAUGGAGGCUAUAGGCUCGGAUUUAGUACAAAAUCUAUUACCAGUAUUAAGGUUCUAUCUCUGCCACACAAUGAAUAUCUUCCACUGCUCAUUGCUACCAUCUUCUUUGCGAUGCUGGCCUUCAUCUGGCAGUGUGGAAAGCUGCUUAUGAGGCGAAUGGACUCUUCUACUUAUCCAUUUGAGUCUUCCAGUGGGACAAGCGAGCGCUCUCCCCUCCUCUCACCUCGACAGGAAUCUGCAGCGUCAUCCUCGGCUUCUUACACCCUGUCUCCUCCCACAAACACCCAAGCAUCAACCUCAUCCGAUGCUUCUCCCAUCCUGUCAUCAGCCUCUGUUGUUGUCCCAGACUCCCGCAGGGCUGGAGGCCGUUUGCUGUCACUGGACACAUUUAGAGGACUGGCAAUUGUAGUUAUGAUAUUUGUGAAUUAUGGUGGAGGAAAAUACUAUUUCUUCAAACAUGCCCGUUGGAAUGGCCUUACUGUUGCUGAUUUGGUCUUCCCAUGGUUCCUCUGGAUUAUGGGUGUCAGCCUUGUCUUCUCCGUGCGUUCGCAACUGAGACGCGCCACCAAGAGACAUGUCAUGGUGAUGAGGAUUCUGAAGAGAUGCCUCAUUCUCUUCGCUCUUGGCAUUGUUGUCAACAGUGAUGGUCACAACUACUUGCCAACCUUCCGCAUUCUUGGCGUGCUGCAGCGCUUUGCUAUAUGCUAUUUUAUUACUGCUGUUAUGGAGGUGUAUUUGAUGGACCCACAGGAAUCACCACAGUAUGUUUGGUACUGGCCGGUGAGGGACUUGGUCAGAUCUUGGCUUCAGUGGUUUUUAACUAUUGUUCUUGUCGCAGUUCAGAUAAUCAUCACCUUUAGCUUGAAAGUUCCUGGAUGUCCCACUGGCUAUCUGGGUCCUGGGGGUCUGCAUGAAGGAGGAAAAUAUGCAAACUGUACAGGUGGUGCUGCUGGUUAUAUAGACAGAAUGGUGCUUGGAGUUGCUCAUGUUUACCCCAGACCUACAUGCCAAGUGAUAUACAGUGGUGACACCCCUUACGAUCCUGAGGGCAUUCUGGGAGCUCUUACUUCGGUGUUAAUGGUUCAGUUUGGUGUAGCAGCUGGCCGCAUCAUUGUAACUUAUCAGGACCAUAAUUCUCGCAUUAAGAGGUGGAUUGUUUGGGGUGUUGUGACAGGAAUGUUAGCUGGAUGUUUCUGCGGCUGGAGGAAAGAAGGGGGCCUCAUUCCAGUGAAUAAAAAUCUUUGGUCUUUCUCAUAUGUCUUAACCACAGCUUGCUUUGCCUUCUUCCUUCUCUCAUUCUUUUAUGUUGUGAUUGACAAAUGGCAAUGGUGGAGUGGAAACCCUCUCAGAUAUGCUGGAAUGAACUCGAUCGUCCUUUACGUCGGGCAUGAGAUUUGUGGCUCGCUGCUCCCCUUCUCGUGGCAGCCAGUGGGCCAAUACCACGUAUAUCACCUCAUUAUGAACCUUUGGGGAGCUAGUCUUUGGGUGUUUAUUGCUUAUUUCCUUCAUCUGAAGAAGAUUUAUGUGUCUGUCUAAAGUGAAAUGAAGAGGAUGUUCUGAAGUUACUGCAGUUGUAACUAAGGUUUAUAUGUCAGUAUUGAGUAUACUGAAGGUUGAAAGUUACAGCUAUUGUAUCCAAGAAGGCAUAUCUAUAAGUAUAGAAUAUGCUGAAGAGAGUGGUUGAAAGUUACUGCUAAGUUACCAUGUCUACGUUUGUUUUAAAACUGAGAUCAAUUUUUGAUUACAUGGAUAUUGGCCAUAGUAUAUUUAUAUGAAUAUAUAUAUUUUUGAAUAUUACUAUUUCA